CGGGUGUGUGGUUUCCGUGGCGCCCCGGUCCCCUCUCGGCCAUGGGGGUCCCCAAGAGGACGGUCCCCAAGAGGAAGGCCCCGGACGGCCACAACGGCGCGGCCUACCCCGCGGGCGCAGCCAAGCGGGCCCGCGCUGACGAGCUCACCGGCGUGCAGUUCAAGACUCAGCUGAGGGACUCGCAGGACGCGGGCCCAGCCUUGGAAGCGUUCGUCUCUGCUGCCAAACAGCUCCCUCAGGAAGGGGCGUAUGAUGUCGUGGAAGGCUAUAUAAAGAUCUCCGUCGAGUGUGCAGAAAUCUUCCAGCUCCUGAGUGGCGAGAAGCGACCUGAAAGUGAGACACUAUUAAUGUUUCAAGCUUUUGAGGCCAUAUUGUUGCGGACGGCAAGCGAUCUUUCCCAUUUUCAUGCUGUGGGAACCAACAUCGUGAAGAAGCUCCUGAAUAACCACAUGAAGCUCAUCUGUGAGUCCCUGUAUGCCUCGGGCUACAGGUUGGCCCGAGCCUGCCUGAACCUCAUGGCGGCCCUGGUGGCCCAGGGGGCUGAAGCUGCCAGGGAUGUCUGCAGCCACUUUGAUCUGAAUAAAAAGCCCCUGUACGCCCUGGUGACCAAGCGGGAUUCAAAGGGCGUGCCCGACGUCCGGCUGGCCUACAUCCGGUUCGCCCUUUCCUUCUUGGUUGCCGGCGACGACAACACCAUCGUGCAAGUGCUGGAGCUGAAAGAGUUCAUUCCCUGCAUUUUUAGCUCGGGCAUAAAGGAAGAUAGGAUUUCUACCAUCAAUCUCUUGUUGUCCACGCUGAAAACAAAGGUGGUUCACAAUAAAAAUAUCACAAAAACACAGAAGGUGCGUUUCUUCACCGGACAGUUACUGAACCAGAUAGCAUCUCUCUACGCCUGGAAGGGAAUCACAGACGUGGACACGGACGGCGUCAAGGCAUCUGCUGAAGAAGCUGGAAAAACCAUGGUGAGGGAGCUGGUUCAUAACUUCCUGAUGGAUCUUUGCUGUUCACUCAAGCAUGGGAUUAAUUUUUAUGACGCUUCUUUUGGUACCUUCGGAAGAGGUGGAAACCUGACCCUCCUGCACUUCUUGUUGGGUCUGAAGACAGCUGCAGACGACGAGCUGGUGGCGGACCUUGUGGUGAACAUCCUUAAAGUAUGCCCAGACUUACUGAACAGAUAUUUCAAGGAAGUGACGUUUUCCUUCCUCCCGAGGGUGAAGUCAGCUUGGUUAAAUAAUAUCAGACUACUAAACAAGAUCUAUGAGGCCCAGCCGGAGAUUUCCCGGGCAUUUCAGACCAGAGAGUUUAUCCCCUUGCCUCGGCUCCUCCCGAUGGUGAUGGUGACCACCGUGCCACUGGUCUGCAAUAAGAUCAUGUUCACCCAGGCAUUGAAUUUGGACAGCAAAUUGGUGAAGCACACAGCUUUAUCCCUUAUUUCCGUCAUUUUGAAGAGAGCAUUAAAGAAUAUCGACCACUGCCUGAAUAAAGAGGUGUGGCAGGAAUCAGGUGUCUACACUCCUGAGAUGACAGAGGAGUUUGUGCCGCUCUUCAGGGAAGCCCUGAGCAAGAUUUUACCAGACCUGAACACUAUUGUGUGGGUCUGGCAGUCACUUAGAAAACAGGACACCAAGCAGGAUGAUGAGAAAGGAAAGAAGAAGGGUGACGUGACUCCACCUCCCGGCGCAGUUCCCCAGAGCGAUGAUGCGGAAACCCUUCUUUUGAAGGCCGUCCUGCUGCAGGUCAUCUGCCUGUACCAGAAGGUUGUCCCCCACAUGGUCAUGCAGUACAACUUUGACUUCAGUAAGCUUCUGAAAGGCGUCAUGUCAGAGCAGGGCGCUCGUGACGAGGUCCCUCCUGUCCUGCAGUACCACAUUCUGAAGGUGGCCCUGGAGCUACCCGCUAGCAAGUUCCUGUGGCUGAAGGCACAGGAAGGCCCAGAUGCAGAAAUCGUUGGAGGAGAAAGAUCCGUGUUUUACUUGUUGAUGAAAAUGUUCGUGACCAGUAGCCAUUCACAGCUCAAGUCAUCCACCAAACUCCUGAUCACGAAGAUUCUACGCGACACCGGGGUAUUUGAGCACACCUGGAAGGAGCUGGCGCUGUGGCUGGAGCACCUGGACAGCACCGCGGAGGAGGAGAGGGAGGCCGUGAUUCAGUUCUUGGAAAGCGUGUUGUUGACCUUGGUGGCGAAUCCGUAUUCAUACACAGACAAAGCAUCUGAUUCUGUCCAAGAAGCCAGCACCCUGCAAGCCGCCAUGACGAAGCAAGAUGCUGAUGACGUGAGCAUCCCUAUCUCCCACAUCGACGAUGUCCUGGACAUGGUGGAUGUCCUGGUGGAGGGCGGUGAAGGCUUGGAUGAGGAAGUCGGCUUCUCGUUGAACGAAGACAUGAUCCUCCUCACGUUCCCCUUCAGUGCUGUGACCCCCGCAGCCCUGGAAGCCCGGAAUAAGCUGCUCCUUGGGACAGAAAAGGAAGCAGGUACACGUUUACGGUCAGGAUGUUCUGGCCGCACCAGACAGGCUGGCUCUGUGUGGGGUUGGGGGACUCCAGGAGCUCUGCAGCUAAUUGCUGGAAGCUCAGGGAAGCAGGAUUUAAGACCCAGCAAAGUGGCUGUUACCCAGCCGGCAGGGCCACAAGUACAGGGAUGGGCAAGUGUCGUGGUGUACCUGACGGCGGUGCUGACGGACCUCCUCCACACCCAGAGAGACCCCCUGGCACUGUGUCUUCUGCUCCAGGCUUAUGACAGCUUACUGCCCCCAGGGUCACCCUGGUGCCAGCAGCUCUGCGAGUUUCACAGAUACUACAGCCUGUGGAUCCCGGAACAGGCCCUCGAGAGCUCGCUGUGCUCAGGAAGGCCGGCGGCUCAGGACCGCUUCUUGGCGGCGGUGGCUGACAUUGAUCGCCGGUUUACUCUGGGCAGGAGUGUGGGGCCGCCCCUCCUGCAGCUCUUCACGGACCUCCUCCGGGGCCUGCUUGCCCACUGUGAGCAGCUGGACGCCCAGAACCAGCAGAGGUGUGAGGCCGCCCGGGCCGAAGCCGACCUCUUCUUGGACAUGGAGUCCUUGGCGUCCCUGGAGCUGGCCAGUGACAAGACACUGGAGGAGGUGCUCACAGCCAUCCUCAGACACCCCACACUGGAGAGCUGGUUCCUGGCGCUGGAGCAGCAGGCCCUCCCGCCGCAUACCCUCAGCCCCAUUCUCGUGAAGCUCCUGGCAGCCCGUCUGAGUGCGGGGAUCCUUCAGCUGCUGGUCACGAGUGCCCCGAUCCUGCGGAACAUCGGGCGGCAGGGCCUGCUGGGCAGAUACUUGGAGGCCAUCACACAGAGCGUUCUGAGAGAGCUGCGAGCCAGGAGGGUGGACCCAGUCACGUCGCCACCCAAGGCCCUCCCGCAGCUGGAGGCCCUGCAGGCGCUGCAUCUGUACAUGGAGGGUGCCCGGCUCCGCGAGGUCACCCUGGCCCUCCUGGGCCUGCCUGAGGCCUGCCUGGUGACCCAGCGGGCCGCCAAGCCCCCCGGGCAGCGCAGACACCUGAACGUUCUUGGGAAGACCCUGGUCCAGCUCCUGACCAGCAGCCCCCAGGACCAGCCACUGAGCGGCGAGCUCCUCUGGGCCUCCGAGUAUGUGAGGGGCCUGGGGGCAUUGCUGCCCACACUGGCCGUGGACGAGCUGGACACGGUGUUCCUCCACGCUCUGCAGAGGGACCCUGAGCUGGCCCCCACAGUCGGGGUCAGCCUUCUCGACUACUGCCUGGCCCGGCGGACGCCAGCGGCCCUGCGCAUCGUGGCCCUGCUCCUUCAGCAGAGCUGUACCCACCUGCUGCGGUUCGAGCUCUGGUGCCUGCAGGCCGGCUCCAGGCUGGUCCUACAGGAGGGCCUCGACGUCUUCCUGCCCCUCGUCCACGUGUACCUCCAGCGCCGGUCUCGGGGACACUUCACACGCCCAGCAGGAGUGUCCUCUGCUGUCACUCCUGUCUUGAGGAAGGCCCUGUGGAGGCAGCUGCAGAGCAGGCUUCUCAGUGCCGAUGGCCCCUCAGAGUCUGCGCUGCAUCAGGAGGUCCUGUCCCAGCUGGUCCCGUUCGCAAGAGCCAAGGAUCUGGGCAUCCUCAUGGACCGUUUGCCCACCUUGCUUCAAACUCCAAGCAGUUACAAGAGGUAUGAAGGCUUAGAUCAUUUGAUGGCUAUUCCCCUCCCCUUUCCACUUCUCACUUUAGUAUUUAUAUUGCUGCAAUCCCGUUGGCCAGUCAGUGAGAAGACAGCUCCUGUGCCAGCUCUUCUUUCUACCCAUUUGGCUGGAGCAGACACACCUGUACAAGUGACUCCUGGUUCUGAUUCCUGUAGAGUGGGGCUUUUCAAACGGUGGGGGUGGGAGGGAGUGGAGGAGUCUAGGCCCAGAGAGCAUUCACUUAAUGAAGUUGAUCCUGGUGAUUGGCAGAAAUUUGUGAAGACUGGGCUCAAAUUCCGAUAUCAGGACCACGCAUUCUUACGGGCACUCCAUGCUGCCAUACAGCUCUUGUAUGUGCCGGAAAGCCCUCUGCGCACAGAGCUGCUUCAGCUCCCCACGGUCCACAUGAUGCUCAUGCAGCAUUCUCUGUUUUUGUCGAGUAUGCUGAAGUCCGAAGGAGAGGAAAACCCAGACAGCCAAGUAAAAGAAGCACUGGUGGACCUGAUGUCGACGGUGGUGGAGUUGUGCCCCUCUGUCUGUGAGAGCAGCCACUUUGCAGUGCUACUCGGGGCCUAUGGCGCCACACUCAGCAUCCUGGACCAGAAGAUUUUACUUCUUCUCCGGGCGUAUGAAAAGAACGACAUCAGCCUCAUUAACUUCAGGGUGCUGCUGUGGGGCCCAGCAGCUGUGGAGCAUCACAGGACAUGCCGGAGCCUGGGCAAGUCACUGUGGCAGCAGCCGAGCACUGGGGACAUUCUCCGCCUGCUGGAUCGGGACCGGAUGCUGAAGACCAUCCUCCAUUUCCCCCAGAACCGGAAGCUGCUGCCACCUGAGGAUGCACAGGAAUUGAUAUUUAAAGACAAGAGCAUAGUGGAUCUCAACGACCUUUAUGACCCCUGCUUUCUACUUCAUCUCUUCAGUGAAUUGACCAGACCAGAAUUUGUGGUGGAUUGUCGAAAAUUUUUGGAUUCGAAUUCUCUGGGCCUGACAGUCACGGCCCUCAGCAGCUAUGACCCCAAGAUGCGGGCUGCGGCCUACUACGUGCUGGCGGCCUACUACUCGCAGCUGGAGGGGGCGCGGUUCCGAGAGCAGGCUCAGCUCCUUUACCUGUUGGACGUGGUCCGGAAUGGGAUCCGGGCUCGGAACGCGAGGCUCACUUUCUCCUUGACGCUCUUCAUCGCCAAAGCAGCCCUGCAGAUUUUGAAGCCAGAGGAGCACAUGUACCUGAAGAUCAGCAAGUUCCUGCUGUCUCAUCAAGACCUGAACAUGAACAAAGUUCCCGGCUUCUACCAGUUCUUCUACAGCGCCGACUUCGAGCAAAAAACCGAGCAGGAGUGGGUGCUCGGCCUCCUGCGGCAGGGGAUCCGAGACAAGCACUGCUACAAGCUCUACGCCAGACAGGGGAUUUUCCACAUCAUCCUGUCCUUCUUCAACAGCCCGCUGUGCGACGGGGCGGCCCAGAACUGGAUUCUGGAAAUUCUCCAGAACGCCGCCCGGGUUGCCAAAUCUGCCUAUGAAAUCCUACGUGACUACAGUCUGCUGACGUGGCUCGUACACAUCCUGGAGAGCAGGUUCCUGGAGACGCAGCUGCUCUCCAACAUCAUCUCCUUGGUGCACACGCUGUGGGUGACCAACCUGGGAGACAGGAUGGUGGAGCCCAAGAGCCAGCCCCCUUGCAAGCGAGGGUCUCAGGAGCCCCCGAAGCUGCUCGCCCUGCACCUGAUCGAUGAGUUCCUUUAUGUUCUCGUCGCGCUCAUGAAGCACCUGAGACCCACCUUGGACCCUGCCCAGAUAACCAGCUUCUUCUCGGCGCUGGACUCCGUACUGAGGUACCGGGCCACCGUCAUGCUGGCCUUCAAGGAGAAGGACCGGUUCAUUGUGAACGAGAGGGUGCUCUCCACCAAGGAUGUCCUCAUUCUCCUGCACAAAUGGAGCCUCUUCGAAAGAGACACCAAGCUCCAGGAAGACCUGAAAACAGCCACCGAGAAGCACCAAGUCAGGGAGCUCGUGAAAAUGAUCAAGGAGAAGAACAAGCCCGUGGGGCCCGCCCGAGCCAGAGGCCCCCGGGGCCGAAAGAGGAGGCCUGGGGAAGCAGAAGAGACAGUUGCCCCUGAGCUGAAGGCGGCCAGCCUGGACACCUGUAGGGACCUUCUGAGGUCCAUACUGACUCACUGGGAGCCUGUGUUCCCCGGCCCCAAGCCCUCUACGGAGGCCACAGAUGGGGCCGCCCCUGAGAGCGAUGCUCCAGGCCCCGUGCAUGCCGUGGCCUCCCUGGCGGCCAGCUGGGUGCUGCGGACUGUGGCCGAGCACCCACCCACCAGGGCUGAGGCUGCUGGACUCCUCAGCUGGCUCAAGAGCCACAUUUUGCCGCAGCCAGUGGUUGUGGCUGACCUUCUCAGGGACAACGUGGUGAGGAGUGGACUAUUUAAGCUAUACAGCCGGCUCUGCAACGCGGAGGGGCUGGUGGGGCCCGCACAGGGGGUCGCCUGCCUGUUCAACACAGUCAUGAUGCAGCUGGUGGCCGCCCACGUUCCCGUGGGGAGCCCCUUCCACCUGGCCGUUGAGGGCCUGUGCCUCACUUCUCUGACGGAGGAGGAUGAAGCCGCGAGAGCCGCCGCCGCGUUCCUGGUGUCUCUGUACAUCAAGGACCUCUGGCUGGGAGCCCCGCGGCCAGACGCCCUCUUGACCCACAUCCGAAUGAUCCAUGAUGCCACAGAGGAAGCACCCAGUGGUGGUGAAAGAAGCCGGGCCCCGGAGGACGCCAUCCUUCUGCUGUGCAAGGACGUUGCCGCCUCCACCACGGAUGCCUGAUUCCCGAUGCCCACCUGGCUGGUGCCACAAGCACCAGCUUCUAGAAGUUUGGCUGAGUCAGGGAUGUCAUGGAGGCACGUGAGAGGAAAACCACAGUGCACUGACUUGGUUCCCUGACAGGAAGAGCUGAGAGGAAGUUGUUUAUUUGGCCAAUAAGUAGUAAACUCAGGGGACUGUGUGUGAAGUGGUCAGUUACAAUAAGUGUGAGGCAUUUGGGGGCCGUGGCUCAUCAGUGCCCUUUCUCUUGGGGUGUCCUCGUUCUUCAAAGACAUUACCUCAAGUCUCAACUUCUGAGUGCUUAAGGGAUACAUGGACAUUAAGACUAAAAUGGCUCGAAGAGCAUGAAGACAGGUGUCUAAAUAGUCUUCUUUCUAGAAGAUGUCAUUUCAGAAAGUUUUGAAUAACUUCUCAAAUAAGUUCCUGUCAGUGUUUAUUAAUUAUUUUGCUAAGUAAAAAGGAUUUUACGCUAAAUCCUCAAAAGUGUAAAGUUGAUUUGACCUUUGCCUGUAUUUUUUAAAGUUGUGUUUCAAAGAGGAGCACUGUGACUUUUAUAACUUCUUGUAAAUAAAUGUCUAUUUUUGUAAGGUUGUUGUGUUUUUCUCUAAUUGAUGUUAACAGGCUACUUUUACCCCACAGAGGCCUGCAUUUCAUAGGUCAGGAUUUGACUUUUAAAGGUUCGUGUAUUAAUUGUUGUGGGAGCAGACAAAAGUCAGAUAUGACAUUUCAUGAAUUUCACAGGUAAGAUUCCACAGGCUUUCCCUCGGCUGUUCUAAAACAAGUGCAGCUCAGCCAGGUGAACACGGAGUCGAUAAACAUGAUAGAAGUUUCUACUUCCUAGUUCGUGACAAGGUGCCUGGGGCCUUAAAAGCUUGCAAGGGCCCAUCCAAGGUACAACUGGUCUCUGUU
Molecule: messenger RNA, 7871 nt
Organism: Trichechus manatus latirostris (Florida manatee)
Lineage: Eukaryota; Metazoa; Chordata; Mammalia; Sirenia; Trichechidae
Gene: URB1
Product: URB1 ribosome biogenesis homolog
Exons: 39
Coding region: 42-6965 (2307 amino acids)
Biological process (GO): maturation of LSU-rRNA from tricistronic rRNA transcript (SSU-rRNA, 5.8S rRNA, LSU-rRNA); maturation of 5.8S rRNA from tricistronic rRNA transcript (SSU-rRNA, 5.8S rRNA, LSU-rRNA)
Cellular component (GO): nucleolus
Source: RefSeq, a predicted model, not a curated record